AUGGAGAAUAACGCCCGUCCAUAUCAAUGUCACGACUGUCAUCGCGCCUUUGCUCGCAAACACGAUCUCCAACGCCACAGCCGUGUCCACACAGGACUAAAGCCAUAUUCAUGCGCAGGUUGCAAAAAGGCCUUUGCUCGCACGGACGCGCUAAAACGUCAUUUGCGA
This is a messenger RNA of Phycomyces blakesleeanus NRRL 1555(-), 168 nucleotides long. RefSeq names its product C2H2-type zinc finger transcription factor. The annotation marks the transcript as partial. Gene Ontology annotation, molecular function: RNA polymerase II cis-regulatory region sequence-specific DNA binding; DNA-binding transcription factor activity. Lineage: Eukaryota; Fungi; Mucoromycota; Mucoromycetes; Mucorales; Phycomycetaceae. The record is from RefSeq and is a predicted model, not a curated record. Gene Ontology annotation, biological process: regulation of transcription by RNA polymerase II. The transcript has a single exon.